AUGAUAAAGCUACUGAAGAUCAUUUCUCUUACUGUGGCUGCUGUGGCUGUGUUUGGGUUAACGUUGUGUAGCAAGACUUCUUUCCUCCUCCUCAUCACCUUGGCCAAUGAAGGCACAAAGACCCUCCCUGUAGAGCAGAAACCCAUCGCUCUGCUGUGUAUCGGCUGCUCUCUUGUCGCCUCCAGCGUCAUCCUCUUGCAUAAGAGCAUCUGGAAGGCGUGUUACAAAUCAUCAAAGUUGCCGGCCAGAAAAACAGUAGCUGUGGUUCUGUUCUUCGAGUUUGUGGUGUCUGGAGGUGCAGCAAUUCUCACCAUCGUGGCGAUGCCGCACUUGGACAUUGUGACCAAUGUGACGAUCCUGAACGGUGUAGCUGUCCUCUCUGCGCUCCUACAGGUGGUCGCUCAGUGUACUGCCAAGGAAAGGAACCGCUUCCUGCUUCCCUCCAUCGCUGCCUUCAUCCUCAUCUUGAUCGGUUAUGUCCUGUUCCUCACUUUAUACAUCAUGAAAGAUCCUACUGAUAUCAAGAUGAUCAUUUGGGUGGGUCUGGCUGUUGGGGGGGCCUUCUUGGUGUCUUUCAACUGGUGGGAGAACUACUUCAGAUUGAUUGGCAAGAACAGCAGCUCCGUCUUCCUCAAGAACCUCUCCGAAGACAUGAGGAGAGCCCAGAACAUCCUGCACAUCCUCUCCAGCCUGCUCAGGAUUGUGGUGACCGGUUGCGUGCUGGGAGCCUACGUCCCUCUGUACAAAAUGGACUGGGAGGUGGUGAAAUCCAUCCCGAGCCGUGAGACAAGGAUUAUAGCCAUCACCGUUGGGGUCCAGCUGAUCUCUUCAGCUCUCUGCCACUGGUUCGCUGUUGCAGCCUGCAAGAUGCACGCCCUGCGACGAUGCUUCAUCCUGCCUCUCUACCUGGCCUCUCUGGCUGUUAUGGCUCUGCUCAUCAUCCCUGUCAUUGUUUACUAUCAGGAAUACAGAAUAAGCCUGAAUGGGACUGAAAGCAUCAACUUCACAAGCUACUGCAAUGUGGUUGUUGAUGGAAGAAACCAAGACCUGAACGGCAGCGUGUUCUCAGAACUGGUUUUGGAUGUUACACACACUCUGUGCUUCCUGGACAUGUCUAAAAUAACCGACAUUGGCAUGCUGACAGGUUCAGCCGUGUGCUGGUGGCUCGGUCUCAUCUUGGCCACAGCUCACCUCUGGUACCUCAGUCUGUAUCGCAUCCAGAGGACCCAGGACCUGUUUGUCAGGAGGCUGUACGAGGGAGCCUUUAUCGAGCAGUCCCUGCUUCUGAACACUCGGUUCGACAUCCAGACGGCCAACAAACGCAAGAAACUCAGACUACUUGACCCUGUGAAAGUGUUCCUUUGUGCGACAAUGUGGCACGAGACCUACGACGAGAUGAUGAAGAUAAUCAUUUCAAUAUUUCGACUGGACAAGUACAGGCCGAAGACGGAAGGACAAAGCAGUGAUGUGACUUUUGAAAGCCACAUCUACUUUGACGAUGCCUUCAGAAAUGUCCCCGGGAGUCAAGGGCGACACGUCAACGAAUAUGCAGAGAUGCUUGUGGAAAUUAUCAGAGAGGUUUACAGUAUCUUCGUGAACCUCGAUAAAGGCCUCUUCAGUAAUCAGCAGCAGAUCCCUGAUCAGAAGCUCAUCAGGACACCAUACGGAGGACGUGUGGUGGUCACCAUGCCUCAUGGGAACAGUCUGGUGGUUCACUUCAAGGACAAACAACUCAUCCGCCACAAGAAGAGGUGGUCUCAGGUCAUGUACUUGUACUACCUCUUGGGCUGGAAAAGAGUUUCAGGUGAGGAUGAGAUAAAACAACACAUGAACCAGUGCAAAUACAUAGAGAUAUUUCUAUAUGUGAAGUACCUGUGCAUGGUUCUGCAGAAAGAGAAGCACAACACCUACCUCCUGGCUUUAGACGGGGAUACAGACUUCCAGCCGGCUGCCGUGAUGCUGCUCAUCGAUCGGCUGAAACUGUACCCACUUGUCGGGGCGGCGUGUGGCCGCAUUCACCCAACUGGAUCAGGUCCCAUGGUUUGGUACCAGAAGUUCGAAUACGCUGUGGGUCACUGGCUUCACAAAACAGCGGAGCACGUGUUCGGCUGCGUGUUGUGCAGCCCCGGCUGCUUCAGUCUGUUCAGAGCAGCGGCGCUGAUGGACGACAACGUGAUGAGGAAAUACACCAUCAAGGCCUCCAAGGCUCAGCACUACAUCCAGUACGACCAAGGUGAGGAUCGUUGGCUCUGCACUCUGCUGCUGAAGCAGGGGUGGAGGGUGGAGUACAACGCAGCGGCUGACGCUUACACCAACGCCCCAGAGGAGUUUAAGGAGUUUUACAAUCAGCGGCGCCGAUGGGGACCGUCCACCAUGGCAAACAUUGUGGACUUGCUGGGCUCCGGCACCCUGGUUACCCACAGGAACCCGUCCAUGUCCAGACCCUACAUGCUGUACCAGCUGUUCAGCUUGGCCUCGUCCAUCCUGUCUCCUUCCACUGUCGUCCUCAUGAUUGCAGGUAGUUUCACUGUGCUGCUUGACAUCCAUCCCAACGGUGCUCUGGUCAUGGCCGUGAUACCUCCCGCCAUCUUGCUCGGCAUCAGCUUCAAGAUCAAGUCAGACACUCAGCUCCUCAUUGCGGCGAUCAUGAGCGUCCUGUACGCCUUCCUCAUGAUGAUAACAACGCUUGUCAUAUUAGGCAACAUUGUGAAGGAAAAAACCAUCCUGACUCCCAGCAGCAUCUUCAUCAUUGUCGUCGCCGCCUUUUACCUCAUCACUGCACUGAUGCAUCCUCAGGAGGUCGGGCUGGUCAUCUACGGCUUGAUUUACAUCAUCAGCAUCCCCAGCGCCUACCUGCUGCUGGCUAUUUAUUCCAUGGUCAACAUGAACAACGUGUCCUGGGGCACCAGGGAGACGGCGCCCGCUUCCGGGGCCGUCAAACCUGAAGCCACUCCCCCACAGACUAAAGCCCAGCAAGCUAAAAGCAUGUACAUGCACUUCUUCUCCUGGGCUAAAUGCUGUAAAAAACUCAGCCGGAGUGGCAGCGCAGAGGAGGUCAUCGUCAGCCAGGAGCACCUGACCGCGGAGGCUGCAGAGCCUGAAGCUCUGCCUCAAAACACAAUAGUGGAGACUGAGAGGAGGCCGGAGGAAGAGCAGAGACGAGCGGAGCCUGCUUUCAAAUGCCCCAACCAGUGUUGGGUCACGCAGCUGCAGAGUCGGUCUGAUGACAUGCACCUGAAGGAGGAUACACUGGACCAGGAUGAGGAGCACUUCUUCAGACAGCUGACAGUAAAAUACCUGGAGCCUCUACCUGAGGACAAACAGAAACAGAGGGAAAUGGCUGAAAAACUCAAGGUUCUGAGAAACAAGAUAACGUUUGUCUACUUCAUCUUCAACAUGUUCUGGCUCGUAACGACCUUCACCCUCCAGCUCUCGUCGACGUUUAUCUCCAUCAGGGUGCCGAAGGUCGACAACAACCUGCAGUUCACAGGGGAGUUCUUGUACAUCGAGCCGCUGGGCUUCAUGUUCAUCCUGGCCUUCGCCCUCCUGGUUUUCAUCCAGUUCUUAGCCAUGCUGUACCACAGGUAG
Messenger RNA from Seriola aureovittata, 3588 nucleotides. Its product is annotated as chitin synthase chs-1-like. The transcript is spliced from 19 exons. The record is from RefSeq and is a predicted model, not a curated record. NCBI's taxonomy places the organism in Eukaryota, Metazoa, Chordata, Actinopteri, Carangiformes, Carangidae. Gene Ontology annotation, molecular function: chitin synthase activity. Bases 1 to 3588 code for a protein of 1195 amino acids. Gene Ontology annotation, cellular component: cell septum; cell periphery.